AUGGUCACAGCUUCCCCCCGGAGCAUGCACAGUGUUCACGAGAAGAGAAAUGCUGUUCCGAUGGCAUGGACCAAGCAAUCCCGAGCACUUGAGCACGAAGUACUCCCUGUUAGGAUUGGACUGACCCAGCGCAACCUGGAGCACUCAGACGAUUUUCUUGAAGACAUUGCAGACCCGGACUCGCCGAACUUUGGGAAGUUUUGGACUGCAGAAAAGGUUGCCAACACCUUCGCGCCACAUCCAGAAACUUCAGAGGCAGUUCUGGCCUGGCUCACAGAAUCUGGUAUAACUCUUGAGCGAAUCAAGCACUCGAAAGGUAUGCCCAAGAGGUAUUCACGGGAUCAUGCGAAUACUGACACGAACAAAGGACGCAAUUGGAUCGAAUUCUCGGCCACAGUUGGAGAAGUCGAAGAGCUCCUUCAAACCGAAUAUCACUACUAUCGUCACAAAGAUUCAGGUGGAUUUCGCAUUGCAUGCGAUGAGUAUGGCCUGCCACGACACGUCCGUGAACAUGUGGAUUUUAUCAUGCCUACAAUUCAGCUCGAUGGAAUGCAACCAGUAGCUCAAAGAAUGCCCGCAAUCCAGCAUCAGGUCGACAUUGCUGCACGUCUGAAUGGUACAUCUCAAUGUUCUAAAUUAAUUACCAUCGACUGCCUGCGCGCAAUCUACAACAUUCCUGUCGGCAAGUAUAACAAUUCUGGCAAUCAGCUUGGUGUAGCAGAGUGGGCCGAUUAUCUCUACCUUCCAGACCUGAAGAUAUACUUCGAAAACCUUACGUCGCCUCAGAUCCCAUCAGAUGUGGUUCCAGAAUUCAUAUCGAUCGAUGGCGGUAAACCUGCGAACCUUACUGUAGCCAACGAGCAGCUGGUAAUAGAAAGCGCAUUGGACAUCCAGACCGCAUACUCGAUCAUCUGGCCGCAGCAAGUACGUUUGUACCAGAAUGGCGACUCUGUCAAUGUGGAUUCUGUCGGUACUUUUAACAUCUUUCUCGAUGCUCUAGACGCCUCAUACUGCACAUAUCAAGGAGGCAAUGCUCCAUAUUUGGAUCCUGCGUAUCCAGAUCCGAAUCAAGGCGGUUACAAGGGCCCGCUUCAAUGUGGGGGAGCGCCGUUGAGCAACGUGAUAUCAGUCUCGUACGGCCAAAUUGAGGGUGCGCUUCCCCGAUUUUACCAAGAGCGCCAAUGCCGUGAAUGGAUGAAAUUGGGCCUGCAAGGCGUUAGCGUCGUCUUCGCCUCAGGAGACUCAGGUGUUGCGAACAGAUACAAUGCUGGAUACAACAACAGCUGUCUCAACUCUGAAUCCGGCUACGUGGACACCGAUGGUACACGAUUCUCGCCCAGUUUCCCUGCGAAUUGCCCAUACGUUACUUCCGUUGGCGCAACCACGUUGCUCAACUCUUCCAUUCAUGGUGGAGAAAAAGCUGCGGGUAGUCCCGAUGGAGCUCAAUCUUUCUACUCGGGUGGUGGGUUUUCCAACAUAUUCCCACGCCCUUCGUGGCAGUCCGACGCCGUAUCAAACUAUCUUGAAAAAUACGCGCCGAAGUAUGGUGAUGCAGUGUUCAAUUCAAGUGGGAGAGGAAUUCCCGACGUCUCAGCGAUCGGUCUUAAUGUUGCGACUGUAUAUCUCAACAAGCUUUAUGGUUUUGGGGGCACAUCAGCAUCGGCGCCUAUUUUCGCAAGCAUCAUCACUCUGCUCAACGAGGAGAGAUUGGAACAGGGCAAGGGACCGAUCGGUUUUCUGAAUCCGACAAUAUACAAGCAUCCCGAGAUAUUUAACGAUGUAACCGUUGGUGACAACCCGGGUUGCGGUACAGACGGCUUCCCAGCAAGCCCUGGUUGGGAUCCAGUCACUGGUCAUGGUACGCCAAAAUACGAGAAGAUGCGUGAGGUGUUUCUAGCACUUCCAUAA
Messenger RNA from Parastagonospora nodorum SN15, 1908 nucleotides. RefSeq lists its product as hypothetical. Gene Ontology annotation, biological process: proteolysis. Gene Ontology annotation, molecular function: tripeptidyl-peptidase activity; serine-type endopeptidase activity. The record is from RefSeq and is a predicted model, not a curated record. The transcript has 3 exons. Lineage: Eukaryota; Fungi; Ascomycota; Dothideomycetes; Pleosporales; Phaeosphaeriaceae. The coding region runs from base 1 to 1908 and encodes 635 amino acids.